Didymodactylos carnosus is the source of this 2478-nucleotide messenger RNA. The record is from the annotation of a GenBank genome assembly. NCBI's taxonomy places the organism in Eukaryota, Metazoa, Rotifera, Eurotatoria, Philodinida, Philodinidae.
AUGAAUCUAACAAUAAAUUGUGAUAUGGGAGAAAGUUAUGGAAUCUGGAAAAUGGGAAAUGAUAACGAACUGAUGUCGCAUGUUCAUUUGAUCAAUGUUGCCUGUGGUUUUCACGCUGGUGAUUACAAUGAAAUGAACAAAACCAUUCAACUAGCCAAACAACAUUCUCAUAUCAAAAUUGGUGCACAUCCAGGCUUACCGGAUUUACAAGGCUUCGGCAGACGUGAAAUGAAAAUGAAUCCUGAUGAGAUCGAAAAUCUCAUUGUUUAUCAAGUUGGUGCUUUACAAGCAUUUUUAAAUAAAGAAGGUUUACCGUUACAUCAUGUCAAAGCUCAUGGUUCAUUAUAUAGUAUGACUGCUCAUGAUGAAUUAAAAUGCGAUGCACUAUGCAAAGCUAUUCAAUACUUUUCCAAAAAUCGUAAUGAUAAGGAAAUUAGAGACAACAACGAAAUAAAAUUAAUUGGUCUGGCAAAUACUUAUCAUGAAAUUUGUGCCAAAAAAUUCAACAUCCCAUUUCUUGCUGAAUUUUUUGCCGAUUUAGAAUACAAUCCUGAGGGUAAAUUAAUCAUAACUCGUCAACACGAUCCGAUCGAUUUGAAUAAAGUAAUAAAACAUGUUCAAUUAGCAUUAAAUGAAAGGAAAAUUCUCGCAAACGAUAAUACCACUGAAAUAUUCAAUCGUUUUGAUACAAUAUGUAUCCAUUCUGAUACCCCAAAUUCUGUUGAUGUCGCUGAAACGGUCAAUCAUCUCUUAAAACAAUGGAAAGAAACGAAACAAAAUCAAGAAAAUACUAUCAAAAUCCUAGUCGCAAACCGUGGUGAAAUUGCUGUACGAAUUCUUCAAACAUGUCGAAGACUAAACUUAAAAGCAGUGACGAUUUAUACUGAACCAGAUGAAUAUUCUUUACAUACUUUGAAAUCCGAUGAAUCUGUAUUCAUAUCGGAUUACAUGAAUACUGAUGAAAUUUUUGAAAUUUGUAAAAAAUAUCAUGUCAAUGCUUUACAUCCAGGAUAUGGAUUUUUAAGUGAAAAUUCUCAGUUUGUAAAAAGAUUGGAAGAUGAAAAGAUUACAUUCAUCGGACCACGAUCGGAAACUAUUCACAGUUUUGGUUUAAAACAUUAUGCACGUGAUUUAGCGAAGAAAUUAAAUAUUCCGAUCAUCCCUGGCUCGACAGGUUUAUUGCCCGAAAAUAAUAAUGAAGCUUUUCAACUGGCAAAAAAUGAUAUUGAGCGAAUUGGUGGUUAUCCGAUAUUAGUCAAAGCAACAGGUGGCGGUGGUGGAAUUGGUAUGCAAAUAUGUCAUAAUGAUGAUGAUCUUUUAUCAGCAAUCGAACACUGUCGAAAAAAGGCUUCAAGAUAUUUUGAUAAUGGUGAUAUAUAUAUUGAAAAAUAUUAUCCUAAUAGUCGACAUAUUGAAGUACAAAUUUUUGGCAAUGGUAAUGGUGAUAUUAUUCAUUUAGGUACUCGUGAAUGUUCAAUUCAAAGAAGGUAUCAAAAAAUAAUCGAAGAAUCACCUUCACCUUUCUUUGAAAAUAGUAAUCAAAAUAUAUUAGACGAGCUGUUUCAUUGUGCAAAGAAAUUAGCCGUAUCAGUAAACUAUAAUUCAGUUGGUACAGUGGAGUUUCUAUUAGUAGAUAAUGGUCCAAAUGAUGAAGAUACUGGAGCAUUUUACUUUCUAGAAAUGAAUACUAGACUACAAGUAGAACAUGGAAUUACUGAAUUAGUAACUGACAUAGAUUUAGUUGAAUGGAUGAUAGAAUUAAGUUUAAAAGAUCAGAAAUAUGAAUUCAAUCAUUUAUUACAAAAUUCUAUCAUUGAUUUUAACAAUCGUAUUCAAUAUGUGUAUGCCCCACAUGGUCACGCAAUGGAAGUACGGAUUUGUGCUGAGGAUCCACUGCAUGAUUAUAUGCCAUCAGAAGGUUUGAUUACAUUUCUCCAGUGGCCAGAUCAGUAUCCUUGGUUAAGAAUUGAUAGUUGGAUUACAACAGGAACGAAUAUUACAUCGAAUUAUGAUUCCUUACUCGCUAAAGUACUAGUUCAUGGUGAUAAUCGUGAUCAGGCAAUGAAGAGAAUGAGAACAGUCUUGGAUCAACUAAUCAUAUCUGGUCCCAUUACAAAUCUUCUUUUACUAAAAACUAUUUUUCAAAAUGAAGAUUUUAUUACGGGUAAUACUACUACAAAGUUACUCGACUCGAUUACUUAUACUCCCGAUGGUAUUUAUGUCUUCAGAUCUGGUACUGAAACGACAAUUCAAGAUUAUCCUGGACGAUUAGAUCUACGUGUAUAUGGUAUCCAACCAUCUGGUCCUAUGGAUCAACUAUCUUUUCAAUUAGCUAAUUUAAUUAUUGGCAAUAAACUCCAUACGGAAUGUUUAGAAAUCACACACUCUGGUCCAAAAUUAUUAUUUUAUAAAUCAUCAACUAUUGCUAUCACUGGUGCUCUAUUCAAAGUUGAAGUACUUCUACCUGAUUCAAAAUAG